AUGAACCCUGGGCCUGAAAUCGAGUGGAAUCUACGAAUUCGACACCCAGAAAUCGAAAAGGAUUUCGGUAACGUAAUCGAGCUGACGAAAGAUGGCUUGGCCAUUAUACCAAUCGAUAUGGCCAUUCGUUUACGCUGCGAACAAAAGUUCCCCGCACAACCACAACCUUGGUACAACCCUGCUCAAAUCUACAUUGUGAUAAUCGAAAUAUCCGCCAAAAACGCCCCCAAUUCAGACCUUGGCCGCCUACUAAUGUCGAGCGAAGGUGCAUUGACCAAGAUCGCCUUAAUGCUCCAAGAGUAUUUCUGGGUCUGGCCAGACCUCAGCCCUAUUGAUAUGGACCUCGUUGCGAAAAGGCGAGUCAAUAAAUGUGUGCUAGAGCGUAUCGAUGCGACAUACUGCGAGCGUAUCGAGUCGAAAUACUGCGAACGUACCUACACGACCUACAACGAGCGGAUCAAGCAGAUCAUCGAUGAUGCCUGGACCAUUACAUUCUCGUUCCGCAAUGAUUUUGGAAGGUAUUCCGUUAAAGGAGAUCUCAUAUACCUUUCUUCUGUCUUUCUUCCACGGGAAGUCUAG
Messenger RNA from Penicillium odoratum, 579 nucleotides. RefSeq lists its product as uncharacterized. The record is from RefSeq and is a predicted model, not a curated record. Lineage: Eukaryota; Fungi; Ascomycota; Eurotiomycetes; Eurotiales; Aspergillaceae. The coding region runs from base 1 to 579 and encodes 192 amino acids. The transcript is spliced from 3 exons.